AUGAAUUUCUCAUACGUCGAGUUCCCCUUUACUGUCGAUGCAAACACCUUUAAGCCAUAUUUCAAUGCAAGCAACGUAAUACUACCACGACAGCGCGACAAAUCCCUGCUUGUCAGCGAUGGCCAGCGUGCAACAGAUAAGGAGGGCCGGCAGCAGCAGUCAAAUCAACCGGAAUCACUGCGUCAUUUGGCGCUCGAUGCCAUCAUUGCCAAUUGGAAUGACAAUCCCAUCUUCGAGGAGUUGACACGACAAGAGGAUCGCAACUACCUACUCGCACACCUGGACACACAAUUGCCACUCACGCUGCUCAGCGAACGCAUACGUGACAACUUCUUUUGGCGCCGUUGUUGUCAGCAACGCUGGAAGCCCCACCACCACACCAAUAGCUUGACACAGGCACAGCCAUGGAUUAGCAUCUACAUGCAGCGACAUCUGCAGGAGUUCAUCGAAUGCAUGGAGACGUGCGAUUACGAACAGGAACAGACGCAAGCGGAGUUGGACAUUUGUGCGGCAUAUGUAAAUCAACUGGAGAUAAAGUGUUUGCAACCUGCCGCCGAUGGACGUAAUGAUCACAUUCCACUCGAUUUCAUAUUGAGCAACUUGCCCGAACUGCAAACGCUACGCUUGACUUACGCCACCAAGACGGUGGGCAGUAACUUUUGUCUGGGCAGUAAUACACUUUCGCAGAAGGACGUAAUAACGUUGUCACGCGGCCUGAGUCAAUGUCAUGAGUUAGUUACAUUCUGUUUGCAUAGCACCAAACUUGAAUCAUAUCAGCUUCCGUUUCUGGCGCGAGCUCUGGAUAAAGGCUGUCACAAACUGACUUCGUUGUCUAUAAUUCACUGCACUAUUCGCGAUGCUGGGAUUAAGGAAUUUUUGAGUACAUGCAACAAGGAAUCCUUCGGUACACUGGAAGUGCUCGAUCUAACGGAUAAUAGAAUCACCUCCGAGGGCGCUUACGUACUUAGCCGCACCAUUAAAGGCCUUUCGUUGCGCAAGCUAAUUCUACGCCUGAAUCCAAUUGAGAGUGAUGGUGUUGCCGCAAUUUUCUCGCUCAUGCAACGCAUGCCAGUGGAAGCGCUCGACAUUAGCGGCUGUUCCGUAUGUCCGUCGAUAACAAAACUAUUCAUGCAAUUGCUUAUUCAAAAUAAGUCACUUGUGAACAUCGAUAUUUCAAAUAACGAAUUAGGCGAGGAAUUCGGCAAGCAACUACAUAAAAUUAUUGGUUUCAAUAAAGUUCUACAGCAUUUGGAUUUGCGCAACACUGGCAUGAAUUUGGAAUUACGUACCAAAAUAAAAGAGGUUCUCAAAA
Rhagoletis zephyria (snowberry fruit fly) is the source of this 1312-nucleotide messenger RNA. Its product is annotated as T-complex-associated testis-expressed protein 1. The record is from RefSeq and is a predicted model, not a curated record. Gene Ontology annotation, cellular component: perinuclear region of cytoplasm; cytosol; nucleus. Gene Ontology annotation, biological process: activation of GTPase activity; nucleocytoplasmic transport. Lineage: Eukaryota; Metazoa; Arthropoda; Insecta; Diptera; Tephritidae. Gene Ontology annotation, molecular function: GTPase activator activity; small GTPase binding.